Molecule: messenger RNA, 2292 nt
Organism: Lathyrus sativus (Indian pea)
Lineage: Eukaryota; Viridiplantae; Streptophyta; Magnoliopsida; Fabales; Fabaceae
Source: the annotation of a GenBank genome assembly
AUGUCCUCACCGAGAUCGGUUGCAGUUGCCGUCAGUGGCGGCUCCGGCGCCGCCAAGGGUAGCCGGCGAGCCUUGCUGUGGGCGAUGAAGAAUGUGGUGCCUCAAGCAGAUAGACUCAUCUUAGUUCACGUAAUCCCUAGAAUCACUUCAAUUCUAUCCCCAGCUGGAGAGUAUAUUCCCAUUUCAGAAGCAGACACCCAUGCCUUUGCAGCUUAUGUGCAGGAUGUGAAACAGAAGUCUGAAGAAAUCUUUGUUUCAUUCAAAAAACUAUGUGAAUCAAACACGAUAGAAACCUUUUUGCUAGAAGACGACAAUCCGGCAAAUGCACUUCUUAGCUUUAUCUCGGAGUCUGGGGUACAAAUAUUAGUGCUGGGUUCUGACUCCUCAAAUUUUAUUACAAGGAAGCUAAAAGGACCUGGCAUACCUACUACCAUUCUAAGAUGUGCUCCUGAUAACUGUGAUGUAUAUGUUGUAGAUAGAGAUAGAAUUGUAUCAAAGUUAGCUGAUUCUUCAUCUUCACGUUCUCAUGAAGAAGGCCAAAGGUAUAUCCAAUUAAAUAAACCUGACAAUGGUGCUGGCAUUAGUGGACAAGUGUCUGGAAUCAGUGCAUCCUCUGCAGAACUUAAAAUUCUAAAAAAUUUCAGAUUUCUAUCAAUAUCAGAGCGCAGUUACAUUGGUCUGCAAACUUCUAGUCGUAGGAAUUCGUUUGAAAAUUCUAUUAUAAGUGAAGAAGCAAAUCCAGAAAACUAUGGAGACUAUGUUGAUACUAUCAGUCUCCACUCAUUUGAUUCCAUUGCUUCUGCACAUCGUGAGCCGUUAGUCAUGGAAGAAGUAGAACGGUUGCAGCUGGAGUUGCAGAAUACUAUUGCCAUGUACAAGCAAGUUUGUGAAGAACUGGCUCAUGCUCAAAGUAAGGCCCUUUUACUUUCUUCUGAGUCUCUUGAAGAAGCUAAAAUCAUAAAUGCUUCCUUAAAAAGAGAGGAGACAUUGAGAAAGAUUGCCGCUGAAGAGAAAGCAAAGUAUUUAAAAGUCAUGAAGGAGCUCGAGGAGUCAAAAAGUAUGUUUGCCAAAGAGUCAUAUGAAAGGCAAAUGGCUGAACUUAAUGUCCUUAAAGAAUCCAUAGAAAAACAGAGAAUUGUCGAUACAUUGCUCUCAAACGACAGGAGAUACAGAAAAUAUACCAUGGAUGAAAUCAAGAUCGCUACAAACAACUUGUCCGAGGACUUGGUAAUUGGUGAAGGAGGAUAUGGGAAAGUUUACAAGUGCAAUCUUGAUCACACACCAGUGGCUGUGAAGGUUCUGCAUCAGGAAACAAUCAACAAGAAAGCGGAGUUUCUGAAAGAGGUUGAGGUUCUUAGUCAACUACACCAUCCAAAUAUGGUUUUGUUACUCGGGGCCUGUCCUGAGAAUGGUUGCCUUGUUUACGAAUACCUCGAAAACGGAAGCCUAGAAGACUAUCUUCUCAACAGAAAUGGAAAACCACCACUUCCUUGGUUUUUUCGAUUCCGUAUAGUUUUUGAAAUGGCCUGUGGUCUAUCGUUCUUGCAUAAUUCGAAGCCAGAGCCUAUUGUCCAUCGAGAUAUAAAACCCGGAAAUAUCCUGUUAGACAGAAAUUAUGUUAGCAAAAUUUCAGAUGUCGGACUUGCUAAACUCAUUUCAGACGCUGUACCUGACAAUAUCACAGAAUACAGAGAGUCUGUGCUUGCCGGUACUCUUCAUUACAUGGACCCAGAGUAUCAAAGAACCGGCACCGUUAGACCGAAAUCCGAUAUAUAUGCUUUUGGAGUAAUAAUUCUUCAGUUGAUAACUGCUCGCCAUGCACGUGGGCUUAUCAUGACUAUUGAAAAUGCGAUUACAAAUGGAUCCUUUCGUGAUAUUUUAGAUAAAUCAGCUGGAGACUGGCCACUGAAUGAGACAAUUGAAUUGACUGAAAUUGGCCUUAAAUGCACUGCCCUUAGAUGCAGAGAUAGACCAGAACUUGAUACUGAAGUUCUUCCACUGCUCAAAAGGCUAUCUGAUAUGGCAAAUGCUAGUGUCAAGAUAGGAACAAAGAGUGUAUCCACUCCAAGCCAGUAUUAUUGUCCAAUCCUUCAGGAAAUCAUGGAUGAGCCGUAUAUUGCCGCGGAUGGUUUCACUUAUGAGUACAGAGCAAUCAAAGCAUGGUUGAGCAAGCACAAUGUGUCACCAGUAACAAAGCAUAAACUCCAGCAUUCUGAGUUGACUCCAAAUCAUACUUUACGUUCUGCAAUUCAAGAGUGGAAGUCAGAAGUGGCCUUACUUGAUCAUCAAUAG